This is a messenger RNA of Emericellopsis atlantica, 483 nucleotides long. RefSeq names its product ubiquitin-conjugating enzyme/RWD-like protein. Gene Ontology annotation, cellular component: nucleus. NCBI's taxonomy places the organism in Eukaryota, Fungi, Ascomycota, Sordariomycetes, Hypocreales, Bionectriaceae. Gene Ontology annotation, biological process: protein polyubiquitination; proteasome-mediated ubiquitin-dependent protein catabolic process. The record is from RefSeq and is a predicted model, not a curated record. Gene Ontology annotation, molecular function: ubiquitin conjugating enzyme activity. The transcript is spliced from 3 exons. The coding region runs from base 1 to 483 and encodes 160 amino acids.
AUGUCGGCAGGCAUGAGUGGUCGGCGUUUGAUGAAGGAGCUGGGUAAAAUUCACAACGAUGGGCUUCCUCCCGGGAUUGAGCUGGUCUCGUCUGGGGAGAGUGAAGCCGACAACAGCGACUGGCUGCUCGACAUCCGCGUCCUGGACGACAAUCCCUUAUACAAAGACCAAGUCUACCGGCUGCGAUUCAGAUUCCCGAAAGCAUAUCCGAUAGAACCACCCGAAGUGACGUUCGAAAACCGCCCCGACCGACCGAUCCCCAUGCACCCUCACGUCUACUCAAAUGGCAUCAUUUGCCUCGAUCUCCUUGGCAGCCAAGGCUGGAGCCCCGUGCAAAGUGCGCAAAGCGUCUGCAUGAGCAUCCAGAGCAUGUUGACCAGCAACAACAAGAACGAGCGCCCCGAAGGCGAUGAGCAAUUCGUCAAGAUGAACAAAUCGAGACCGAGGGAUAUCCAAUUCUUGUAUGAUGAUAACACUGUUUGA